Phytophthora sojae is the source of this 1078-nucleotide messenger RNA. Its product is annotated as heme peroxidase. Gene Ontology annotation, molecular function: heme binding; peroxidase activity. Bases 43 to 1059 code for a protein of 338 amino acids. Gene Ontology annotation, biological process: cellular response to oxidative stress; response to reactive oxygen species; hydrogen peroxide catabolic process. NCBI's taxonomy places the organism in Eukaryota, Oomycota, Peronosporomycetes, Peronosporales, Peronosporaceae. The record is from RefSeq and is a predicted model, not a curated record. The transcript has a single exon.
AAGCCCCCAAGCGCACCGAAGCCCCCCCUCCUCUUCGCCGCCAUGUUCCGUCGUGCCGCCCUCCGCGCCGCCCAGCAGGCGUCCGCCGCCAAGACGCGCGGCCUCGCCACGUCGCAGUUCCGCGCCGCCAACAAGAACAAGCAGCCGAGCGCCAUCGUGCUGGCCGCCGCCGGCGUCGCGGCCGUGAGCGGCCUGGCGCUCACCGACCUGGUGAACGCGCGCGAGAAGCCCGUGGACAUCGACGCCAUCAAGAAGGAGAUCGUCGAGAUCUUCGACGACGACAACUACAUGGGCCCCACGCUCGUGCGCCUCGCGUGGCACUCGUCGGGCAGCUACAGCAAGGUGGACAACAGCGGCGGCUCCACGGGCGGCACCAUCCGCUUCGACCCGGAGAUCAACCACGGCGGCAACGCCGGCCUGCACCUGGCCGUCAAGGCCCUCGAGAAGGUCAAGAAGAACCACCCGGAGAUCUCGUACGCCGACCUGUACGUGCUGGCGGGCGUGGCCAUGAUCGAGGAGAUGGGCGGCCCCGAGAUCCCCUUCCGCCUCGGCCGCCCCGACGCCAAGAGCGGCAAGGAGCCCACGCAGACGCCCGACGACCGCCUGCCCAACGCCGACAUGGGCAGCAAGGACAAGACCACGCAGCACGUGCGCGACGUCUUUUACCGCAUGGGCUUCGACGACCGCGACAUCGUGGCGCUCGUGGGCGCGCACGCCAUCGGCCGCUGCUACCCCACGCGCAGCGGCUACAGCGGCCCGUGGACUAACGCCGAGUGGACGUUCUCGAACGAGUUCUUCCGCGAGCUGCUCGAGAACAAGUGGACCAUCAAGAAGUGGAACGGCCCCACGCAGUACGAGGACCCCACGGGCAAGCUCAUGAUGCUGCCCGCCGACAUGGUGCUGAUCCAGGACCCCAAGUUCAAGAAGUACGUCGAGAUGUACGCCAAGGACGAGGAGCUGUGGUUCAAGGACUUCUCCAAGGCCUUCGUCAAGCUCACGGAGAACGGCGUCAAGUUCCCGGAGACCUCGGGCUGGCGCAAGUUCUUCGGCGGCAAGUAAGUGCCCUCUCAUACCUCUC